Messenger RNA from Erythranthe guttata (spotted monkey flower), 2328 nucleotides. RefSeq names its product DEK domain-containing chromatin-associated protein 1. The record is from RefSeq and is a predicted model, not a curated record. Gene Ontology annotation, biological process: regulation of double-strand break repair; chromatin organization. NCBI's taxonomy places the organism in Eukaryota, Viridiplantae, Streptophyta, Magnoliopsida, Lamiales, Phrymaceae. Gene Ontology annotation, molecular function: histone binding; DNA binding. Gene Ontology annotation, cellular component: nucleus.
UUAAAGGUGAUAGUGGGAUGACAAUUGACGCGAACCGCCUUGGGUAAAUUUCACUUUUUUUCAUUUUCAGCGAAAUUUUUCAAAAUUCAGCUCCAAAAUAUACCCGCCUUUCCACCCAAAUAUUUUGCCCUAAUUUCUUCAAUUGCAAUUCACAUCUCACUCCAAAUUCCGCGUACACACACAGCAAACUCUCCCUACUGGCUCAAUUUCAUCGUAAUUGCUCCGGAAUUCUCAGAUUCGGUGUUCGUACCCGUGCAUAUAUGCGCGCAGAUUUUAGGGUUUUUGCGUCUGGUUAAAUCUUGAGAUUUUUUUUUAUGGCUUCCGAAAAGGAAACCGUGGAUAGGAGCGAGAAGCAAGAGGAGGAGGAUCAAACUGGAAUCGAAGAGAAAGGCGAAGUUAAGGAAGGCGCCGGUGAAGUAGAAGCAGAAAAAGCGGGGGAAAAGGAGGAGAAAAAUGAAGAUGUAAAAGAAAAGGCGGAGGAAAAUGAAGAAAAAGGAAAUGUAGGGGAAGAAGAAAAAGAAGUGAAAGAGGAGGAGGAGGAAGGAGGAAAGGCAGAUGAAAAGGUAGAAGAAGAAGAAGAUGUAAAGGGAGAUGAGGAGGAGGAAGAAGAGGGGAAGGGGAAAGACGAAGAAAACGAAGGAGAUGAAUCGGAGGAGGAAAAGACUGAGAAGAAGAGUGUGAAGAAGGGAUCGAGGAAAGCGAAGAAAGGCGAAACGGAGGAGCUGAAAUCGCCUAGGACGCCUGGGAGUGAGAGGCCGACGAGGGAGAGGAAGACGGUGGAAAGAUUUAUGGUGGGUGAGAGUGCAAGAGGAUCUGCUACCAAAACUUUGUCAAUUGAGAAGGGCCGAGGAACACAGCUUAAGGAAAUCCCUAAUGUGGCUUUCAAGUUGUCCAAGAGAAAAGUUGAUGAGAAUCUGCAGCUUCUUCAUACAGUUCUUUUUGGCAAGAAAGCGAAGGCGCAUACUCUGAAGAAAAAUAUCGGCCUCUUUUCUGGUUUUGUAUGGGUUGAGAAUGAGGAAAAGCAGAGGACUAAAGUCAAGGAGAAACUCGACAAAUGUGUUAAAGAAAAAUUGCUGGAUUUUUGUGACGUUCUUAAUAUUUCAGUCAAUAAAGCUGCUACAAAGAAGGAAGAACUCUCUGCAAAGUUAUUGGAGUUCUUAGAAUCUCCUCAUGCUACAACAGAUACCUUGCUUGCUGACAAAGAGAAGGGUAAGAAGCGGAAGGGUAAGGUCUCAGCGAGCAAAAGCCCGAGUUCGUCUAAUGCGACUGCAGCAAAAUCUGCUAAGAAACAAAAAGUGGAGUCUGAAUCUGGGAAGAAGAGAAAACAGCCCACCGAAGAAGUUGACGAUGAUAAAAGCGAAUCUUUACACAGCGAAGACGAUCACGAUGAUGACAUCACAGUUCCUGCAGCAGAAAGUGACCGCGAAGAGAAUGACUCUGAAGAAGAGGCGGACGAAAAUCGAGUUGAAACCAAGAAGCCGAAUUCUUCCAAGGGAGGUGCAAAGAAAGAUACUAAGCCUGUUAGUAAAGGAAGUUCUGCAACGCCGUCGAAAUCCUCUGCUAAAUCCAAGAAAGGAGCUGCUGAACCAGAAUCGAAGGGUAAAACGAAGGCGCCGGUGACUAAGAAACAAAAAGCUGACAAGGAUAGUGACAAGGAUACGAGUGCACCUGCAAAGGGUACUUCUUCAACCAAAGAAAAGUCGAGCAAGUCUUCGGCAAAAGCUUCGCAAAAGAAUCAAGGAGGCAAGAGUAAGAAAAAUGUUAAAAGAGAGCCUAGCAGAGAAGCAAUGCACGCAGUAGUAGUUGAUAUACUGAAGGAAGUAGACUUCAACAAAGCGACGUUAUCAGACAUCCUCAGACAGCUCGGAGAGCACUUUGAGGUAGAUUUAUUGCAUAGGAAAAAAGAAGUUAAAGAAAUAAUAACUGAAGUGAUAAAAAGCAUGUCCGAUGAUGAAGAAGAUGCUGACGAGGCGGCCGGGUCUGGUGAGGAAUCUGAGAAAGAAGAUGCUGAUGAGGAAGUUGACGAGGAUGCUGAUGAGGAUGCUGACGAGGAUGAUGAUGAUGAUGCUUAGUUAGAGAAUGAUGAUAAAAAAAAAACUAAUAUUUUUUUUUUCCGGGAUGUUUUUAAGUAGUGUUUGGAUUUUACUACGUAGGUGUAUUUAAUUUUGUAAGAUUAGUUUUCGAGGAUUUAUCGGAGGUUGAUAGGCAGAAACAAAAGUAUAUGCGCUCUGUAAUAAAUAGUAACUGCUCAAAUGUGAUUUUAGACCCUUUUGUGCUCCCUCUUAGUGACCAUUCAAAGUUUGUAUUAGUAGAACUUCGAUGAAUUAA